CUCUCGCCACUUCCCUCACCUUCUCUCUCGUCAUCACACAUGGGGAACUGCUUGCCCAGCUUGUCUCGGGAGUCCAAGAGACACGAGAGCAGGAGCAGAUCUCAUGGUGAUGUGCUGGAAGAAGAAGUUGCUCCUGCACCGAGCAGAAAGGAUGAAAGGAAGCGAUCCGUUCGCUUUGUGGAUCAAGGCGACGGCAAGAAGGACCGCGUGAGGGUGAAGGUGGUGAUGACGAAGAAGGAGGCGGCUCUGCUGCUCUCCAUGCUCGCCAGCCGCAGGGCGAGCAGGGUGGAGGACAUGUUGCGCGAGCUGAAACGAGGCAGAGGUUGCAGCCUCAGCUCGACCGUGCCCGUCCCCGGCAAGGACUGUUGGAGACCAACGCUCGAGACCAUACCGGAGAUCUAAUCAUAGUACUGCCAUCUUUUCUGAUGACGGCAAAAGAUGGUUAAAAUUCGAAACUCUUCCAUGGAAGCAGUGGAUCGAGCUUAUGAGUGCCAGUGGACAUCCACAGGCCAUCCUAAUUGUAUCCACUUGAAUCCUUUGUGAACCAUCAUGUAAUCAAUAAUAGAUUUGUCUUGUGUUCCACAAA
This is a messenger RNA of Musa acuminata subsp. malaccensis (wild Malaysian banana), 586 nucleotides long. NCBI's taxonomy places the organism in Eukaryota, Viridiplantae, Streptophyta, Magnoliopsida, Zingiberales, Musaceae. The record is from RefSeq and is a predicted model, not a curated record.